Messenger RNA from Panicum hallii, 3789 nucleotides. Its product is annotated as protein phosphatase 2C and cyclic nucleotide-binding/kinase domain-containing protein. Bases 385 to 3636 code for a protein of 1083 amino acids. The transcript has 15 exons. Gene Ontology annotation, biological process: protein phosphorylation. Gene Ontology annotation, molecular function: ATP binding; protein kinase activity; cation binding. Lineage: Eukaryota; Viridiplantae; Streptophyta; Magnoliopsida; Poales; Poaceae. The record is from RefSeq and is a predicted model, not a curated record.
AUCACCGAUACCUUCCUCCCUCCCUCCCUCCACUGCCUAGCUCGCCUAGCUAGCGGCUACCCUACUGCCACCACCCACCUUUCCGCCCCCCCUUUCUCUUUCUCCGCCCUGCCUGCCGCUGUGCCUUGCUUGCUUCCUCUGCCCACCUCACAAAAUUCCCCACCCCUCCGAUCCCUCUCUCCCCAUAUCCGUUCUUCUCCUCGCAAGGCUGCCGCCGACGCAGCCAGAUAUGCUGCUGCCGGUGCUAUUCUCCUCCUCCUUUGCCGAUCUCUGCUGCCGUGAGCAUUGGGAGGAAUCCGUUAUUGAUACAGUGGAGGAUUUUUUUUAUUGCUCAUGUUAUUCGUGCUAAUUUGGUCUGACCAAAGCUGCUUUUACCUCUGAUUCAUGGGCUGUUCAGCUUCCAAAUGUUGUUCACAACUGAAGUGUUCUUUGUGCUCAAAUGGGUGCCUCAGGCAGACACCUGACUCCCCAAGAGAAUCAAGGGGAAAGUCAAGCAGAGGCAGGGGAAAGGCUGAUUCCACUGGUUCAGAUGACUCUUCUGAUGAUCUUGGGGAAGAUGACGAUGCCUUGAACCAAAUGAACACUACAAGGGAAUCAACUGUUGGCAUCAGCCGACUAUCCAGGGUCUCAUCACAGUUUCUUCCUCCUAAUGGUUCGCGCAAAGUUCAGGUCCCUUUGGGUAACUAUGAUCUGAGAUACUCCUUCUUGUCUCAAAGAGGUUACUACCCAGAAUCACUGGACAAGCUAAACCAAGAUAGCUACUGCAUACAUACCCCAUUUGGAACGAGUCCUGAUGACCACUUCUUUGGUGUGUUUGAUGGUCAUGGAGAAUAUGGAGCCCAGUGCUCACAGUUUGUGAAGCGAAGAUUAUGUGAGAACCUGCUCAGAGAUAAUCGGUUCCAUACAGAUGCUGUGCUGGCUCUUCAUGCUGCUUUCGUGGCAACAAACUCGCAACUUCAUGCCGACAACCUGGAUGACUCCAUGAGUGGUACUACAGCAAUCACUAUAUUGGUCAGGGGUAAAACUAUAUAUGUUGCAAAUACUGGCGACUCACGUGCCGUUAUUGCUGAAAAACGAGGGGAUGAUAUUGUUGCUGUUGACCUCUCCAUAGAUCAAACUCCUUACCGGUUUGAUGAGCUUGAAAGGGUCAAGGAAUGUGGUGCUAGAGUUCUGACGUUGGAUCAAAUAGAGGGGCUAAAGAACCCAGAUGUGCAGUGUUGGGGUACUGAGGAAAGUGAUGACGGUGAUCCUCCAAGGCUAUGGGUGCAAAAUGGCAUGUACCCAGGAACUGCUUUUACACGUAGCAUUGGAGAUUCUGUUGCUGAGUCCAUUGGUGUCAUUGCAGAUCCUGAGAUUUUUGUUCUGGAUCUCAAUUCCAAGAAUCCAUUUUUUGUUCUUGCUAGUGAUGGGGUUUUUGAGUUCCUUUCCAGUCAAACAGUUGUUGACAUGAUUUCUAAAUACAAGGAUCCUCGAGAUGCAUGUGCAGAAAUUGUUGCUGAGUCCUAUCGUCUUUGGCUACAGUAUGAAACACGCACAGAUGAUAUUACAAUCAUAGUUGUGCAUAUUAAUGGGUUAACUGAUAUGGAAUCUACCCAGACUGUUACAAAAGUGUCUUUACAACCUUCACAUCAAGUAGUAGGAGUGGCAGGCUCUGAAUCACCACUAAUAGUAACUUCCAAUACCAACAAUCAGCGUUCCAGACAUGAUUUAUCACGUGCACGAUUGAGGGCUCUUGAAAGUUCUCUGGAAAAUGGCCAAUUAUGGGUCCCACCAUCUCCAUCGCACCGAAAAACAUGGGAAGAGCAAGCGCAUAUUGAGCGGGUACUACAUGAUCAUUUCCUCUUCAGAAAGCUUACUGAGUCGCAAUGUCAUGUUCUACUAGAUUGUAUGCAACGAGUUGAGGUGAAACCUGGGGAUAUAGUAGUGCAACAGGGUGGCGAAGGUGACUGCUUCUAUGUAGUUGGUAGUGGUGAGUAUGAAGUUCUGGCCAUUCAGGAAGAAGAUGGAAAGGAAAUAACCAAGGUUCUGCAUCGGUAUACAGCGGACAAGCUUUCUUCCUUUGGGGAGCUAGCACUGAUGCAUAAUAAGCCACUUCAAGCUUCUGUUCGUGCUGUGACAAGUGGAACAUUGUGGGCUCUAAAGAGGGAGGAUUUUCGGGGAAUUCUGAUGUCAGAAUUUUCAAACAUACCAUCAUUGAAAUUGCUCCGAUCAGUAGAGCUGUUUACAAGACUUACAGUGCUUCAACUAAGUCAACUUGCUGAGUCACUUGUUGAAGUAUCUUUUGCAGAUGGGCAAACAAUAGUAGACAAGAAUGAUGAUGUCUCUGCAUUAUAUGUGAUUCAAAGGGGUCGUGUGAGACUUAUAUUGGCUGCUGAUCAGAUGAACUCAGAUACUUGGGACCUUGUUAGUGCUCAAACAAAGCAGGCACAAAGCAGUCAGCAAAAUGAUAAUUAUGUGGUUGAGAUAGAUGAGGGAGGACACUUUGGAGAGUGGGCUCUCAUUGGCGAAACCAUUAGUUUCACUGCUAUCGCUAUUGCUGAUGUGACUUGUUCUACUAUUGCAAAGGAGAAAUUUGAUACAAUUGUGGGGCCUUUGCCUAAACUGUCACAAGCAGAUGCCAGGACCAAAGAAUCUCUGGUCACUAAGAAGAAUGUUGCAGAUGAUGACUUUCCCUUUAGGAGAGUGCAGCUAUAUGAUUUGGAAUGGAUAAUGUGCAUAUAUGCUGCUGAUUGCAGUGAGAUUGGUCUCGUCCAAAUUAAGGGCUCUGACAAGAUCAGAAGUUUAAAGAGGUUUUACAUCAAGAGAGUACAAGAUCUCCAUAAGGAAGUACAAGUCUUUGAGGAAAAGGAAAUUAUGAAAAGCUUGAGCCAAUCAACUUGUGUGCCAGAAGUCUUAUGCACUUGUGCUGAUCAGUCAUAUCUAGGAAUAUUGCUGAAUUGCUGCCUUUGUUGCUCACUGGCUUCAAUACUUCAUACACCGCUAAAUGAGUCAUCUGCGAAGUUCUUUGCAGCCUCAGUUGUUAUUGCUCUAGAAGAACUUCAUCAGAAGUCCAUUAUAUAUAGAGGUGUUUCGGCAGACAUUCUUAUGCUUGACAGAUCAGGACAUCUGCAGCUGGUGGAUUUUAGGUUUGCAAAGAAAAUGGAUGGUGAAAGGACAUAUACAAUAUGUGGGAUUGCUGACUCUCUAGCACCAGAGAUAGUUCUUGGUAGGGGCCAUGGAUUUCCUGCUGACUGGUGGGCACUUGGAGUCUUGAUCUAUUUCAUGCUGCAGUCUGACAUGCCAUUUGGGUCCUGGAGGGAGAGCGAGCUGGAACCUGUUACAAAAAUUGCCAAAGGCCACCUUGUUAUUCCAUCAACGCUCAGUGCGGAAGUUGUUGACCUUAUAACCAAGCUACUUGUGGUAGAUGAAAAUGUUCGCCUUGGAACCAGUGGUGCUGAAGCUGUGAAAAAACAUCCCUGGUUUGAUGGCAUUGACUGGGAACAAGUAGCAUCUGAGACUUAUGCAGUACCUGACGAAAUCACUGAGCGCAUCAAUAGCUGUAUAGAAACUCUUAAUGAGGACUUAACAGCGUCUCCUUCUGUGCCAAUUGAAGACCCAGAUGAUCAUAUGGCUCCAGAAUGGAUCCAAGAUUGGUGAUCUCAGUAGUGGUACGAUUAUCCAAAGAUGGAUUUGUUCUAGUCGGCUGUCUAUGUCUUUAGAUUUUUUCAUGGAGCAUUCUUAUAUCAAGUGAAAGAAGGUAUACAUGUGACUAAAUCUAGCUAAGUUAGGUCGAAAUUGACAAGGUGUAGA